GUCUCCUCAAUCAAACCCGAAUGGAAUAAAACCCCCCUCCUCCCCCCCCUUCAUUUCGCUCCUCAAGAGAAGUCCACCUAAAGACUACUUGUCUUUGAAAAACCUCUCCCGACCCCUCUCCUCUUAUCAUCAACCAGAACCCAAAAGGAUGCAAACGACAAGCAUGUCGCGAGCAUCGCUAGCCCUCCUUGCGGCGGCGCUUCAGCUCCUGAGCGCCGCCGGAGGCGCCGCAUCGUACCCGGACAUCCAGCACCUGGACGUGCAGGAGGCCCUCGCGGCCACGAACGCCCUCCCUCCCAAGAUAAACGAGUACCACGACUUCUUCAACAAACACGAUCUGAGCGAGAGCGAGGGCGAGCAUGGAGGCGGGUACAAGCUGAGUCUGUUUCACAGAGACAGAUUACCUUCCGCCAGCUCCCACGGCGGCUCUCAUUCCCGCCGUUUCCAGGACCGGAUGAACCGGGACGCCUUGCGGGUCGCCGGGGUCCUCCGCCGAUUGUCCGGCGACGUAGCCGUCCGCUCGGGCGGCGGGGCCGGCUACGAGGCGGUGGAGGACUUCGGGUCCGACGUGGUCUCCGGCAUGGAUCAGGGGAGCGGGGAGUACUUCGUGAGGAUAGGAGUCGGGAGCCCGGCGAGGAGCCAGUACAUGGUGAUCGACUCCGGCAGCGACAUUGUGUGGGUGCAGUGCCAGCCCUGCAACCAGUGCUACCGCCAGUCCGACCCGGUCUUCGACCCGUCCGCGUCCGCAUCCUUCUCCGGCGUGCCGUGCGGCUCCACCGUCUGCGACCGGCUCGAGAAUGCGGGCUGCCGCUCCGGCCGGUGCCACUACGAGGUUUCCUACGGCGACGGGUCCUACACCAAGGGCACCAUGGCAUUGGAGACCCUCACCUUCGGGCGGUACGUGGUCGGCAACGUGGCGAUCGGGUGCGGCCACAUGAACCGGGGCAUGUUCAUCGGCGCCGCCGGGCUGCUCGGCCUGGGGGGCGGUUCCAUGUCCCUCGUGGGCCAGCUAAGCGGGGACACCGGCGGGGCCUUCAGCUACUGCCUGGUUACCCGGGGCAAAGCUGCCGCCGGGUCGUUGGAAUUCGGGCGCAGGGCCAUGCCUGUCGGCGCCGUGUGGGUCCCCCUGAUCCAUAACCCGCAGGCGGCGAGCUUCUACUAUAUCGGCCUCGCCGGCCUCGGCGUCGGCGGCAUCCGGGUGCCCAUAUCCGAGGACACCUUCCGCCUCGAUGUUGGGAAUGGAGGGGUCGUCAUGGACACGGGCACCGCCGUGACCCGGUUCCCGGCGCCCGCUUACACAGCGUUCCGCGACGCUUUCCUAGCCCAGACGACGAACCUCCCGCGGGCCACGGGGGUGUCCAUCUUCGAUACCUGCUACAACCUGAAUGGCUUCGUGACGGUGCGGGUCCCGACCGUCUCGUUCUACUUCUCGGGCGGGCCGAUGCUAACGCUCCCGGCAACGAACUUCCUGAUCCCGGUCGACGACGCCGGCACGUUCUGCUUCGCGUUCGCCCCGUCCUCCUCGGCGCUUUCCAUCAUUGGGAACAUACAGCAAGAAGGGAUACAAAUUUCUAUUGAUGGAACCAAUGUUGGUUUUGGUCCCAACACUUGCUGAGUAAAUAUGUAAAGUAAGUUAUUGGGUGAAUUUUGCUAGUCUUAGCCUUACUGUAUUAUUGGUAGAGUGAAGUAUAUAAGAUGAGAAGUGGUGUACUAGCGUCUCCUUGUGGGGGCGUUUAUGCAGUGGGUGUGAGCUAGAGAUCGAUAUAGUGUAAAAGCAAAAUUUAACUCCCACUUCACUAAAGUCAGAAUUCUGUCUUUGCUUUUUCUUUAAUUUCAUCAGAGAGAUAAAGAGAGAGCCAGUUAACACUGGGAGAAA
Messenger RNA from Eucalyptus grandis, 1876 nucleotides. Its product is annotated as protein ASPARTIC PROTEASE IN GUARD CELL 2. NCBI's taxonomy places the organism in Eukaryota, Viridiplantae, Streptophyta, Magnoliopsida, Myrtales, Myrtaceae. Gene Ontology annotation, biological process: proteolysis. Gene Ontology annotation, molecular function: aspartic-type endopeptidase activity. The record is from RefSeq and is a predicted model, not a curated record.